AAUCACAUAAACUGAUAAACUGCCACCCUUGCCUUUAUCCUCUUUCUUUCUGUCCAAAUGUUCCUCAUGGAGUCUCUUUCCAUGGUCGUCUCAUCUUGUCCACUCAAAACCCAGAAAACAUGCAGCUCUAAGCCCAUUUCCACUUGCCAUUUUUUGGCUUCUCAUAAACCUCAUUUCCCCACCAACAAAACCCCUCUCCAAAACCAUCCUUUGCUUCUCCAAACCUCUCAUUUGGCUCCCCUGUUUCAAAAUCUAACAAAAACCCAACUCUCUCUCACUCUAAUCAACCUCCUUACUCCUCUUCCUUGCUUUGCUUCUGAACCUGUUGUCUCUGACAAAAUUAACCUGGAGUCAGUGUUACUUGCGAUUGAUGAUUUUUUUAACAGGAACCCAUUUUUUGUUGCUGGGUGUACUUUUAUUUGGCUGAUUGUCAUACCUCUAACUGACGAGUUUUUCUUAAGAAAAUACAGGUUCAUUUCUGCCAUUGAUGCAUUUAGAAAACUCAGGGACGACCCCAAUGUUCAGCUCUUGGAUAUUAGGGACAAUAAGACUGUGAAGUAUUUGAGGUCUCCAAAUUUGAAGAUACUGAACAAGGGUGUGGUCCAAGUUCAGUAUUCUGAGGGAGAUGAAGAUGGGUUUGUGAAGAAGGUCUUGCAAAGUUUUGGGGAUGUGUCAAGUACUGUGGUCUGUGUUCUGGACAAUUUUGAUGGAAAUUCCAUUAAAGUGGCUGAGUUAUUGUUCAAGAAUGGUUUCAAAGAGGCCUACGCAAUCAGAGGUGGGGUCAGAGGCGACAAAGGGUGGUUGGCAAUACAGGACUCUCUUUUGCCUCCUUCGGUGCAUAUCUAUCCCAAGAAGAAAGUUAAAACUUCUCAACAACUUAGGAUGAAUGGAGUUAUUCAGCAAACCAAAGAUGAAAAUGGUUCUGCCUCUUCUGCUAAUAUCCCUAUAGAAGACAAAUGGAUAAAUGAUGGUCAUCUGAACAAGACAACAGAAUCCCAAUAGUAAUAUAUGUCCAUCUUCACUUUCUCUCUCGGUUGUGUGUUUGUGUAAUAUGUUUUAUAUUAACACAAUAAGUUAAAUAUAGAGCUAUUGAUAAUUGUAAAUGCAAGCUUGAACCUUUCAUGUCUAAAUACCACCACGUUCCAUGGUGUGCAGCUGAAUGUAAAUUUUAGCACAAGACAUUUUUCAAAGUCG
Molecule: messenger RNA, 1194 nt
Organism: Quercus robur (English oak)
Lineage: Eukaryota; Viridiplantae; Streptophyta; Magnoliopsida; Fagales; Fagaceae
Product: rhodanese-like domain-containing protein 4A, chloroplastic
Exons: 3
Coding region: 58-1002 (314 amino acids)
Source: RefSeq, a predicted model, not a curated record